GGAUUUCCCCGUUUCGCUGACAGCACUCUCAUCCAUUGGUGAAGUUGCUUUCGGUUUUGUAACCUGAAAACCAUCCCUGUCUUGCUUCCUUGCCUCUAUAAAGUGACGCAUUUGAAAGCAAGCAAGAUUUUUACAGCUGGUUCUGAAACAACAUUAAUCAGCCGUUGCUCGGAGUCAAAGAUGGUGAACUGCUGGGGACUGCUGACGGAAAAGAAUGAACCUGUGCCUCUUAAACAGGUGGAGGUGGAGGUGCAGGUGCGGGGUCAUGUGGCCUCAGUCAGCUCCACAUUGCAGUAUGAGAACAAAGAGGAGCGCCCUCUAGAGGCCAUCUUUGUGUUUCCUCUGGAGGGAGAUACAGCCCUCUGCCACUUCAGUGCCAAGAUCGGGGAGACCGAGGUGGUGGCAGAGCUGCAGGAGAAACAGAAGGCUAAGGAGCGGUAUGAUGAUGCGAUAAGUUCGGGGCAGCAGGCCUUCCUGCUGGAGGAGAGCGAGGAGAGCCCAGACGUCUUUCAGCUGAGCGUGGGGAGCUUGCCCCCGGGAGAGAAGGCAUCUGUGACCCUGUCCUACGUGACCGAGCUGGCGGUGCAAGCCGACGAGGCGCUGAGGUUCUGUCUGCCCGCUGUUCUCAACCCCCGCUAUGCCCCCCAGGACAGUGGAAGUGUACCCCAGGUAACCUCUGCUCGUUCAGUGCCCUAUACUCUGUCACUCAGCGUUCAAUUGUCCUCUCCAAGUCCCAUCUCCAAGGUGGAGUCCAACUGUCCCCUUGAACCCCUGAAGUAUCUGAACACUGAGAAGACACAGGCCACGGUGAAUCUGUCCCCAGGUCACACGUUUGACCGUGAUGUUGAACUGUUGGCAUACUACAGUGGUGCCCAUCAGCCCACUGCCAUUGUGGAGAUGGGACAGCCCAAUGCCAAGUCUGGCUCCUUGAUGGCUGACCCUGUGGUCAUGCUAAGCCUUUACCCAGAGUUCCCAGCAGCAGUGACAUCAUCGCUGGCCUCCUGCGGGGAGUUUCUAUUCCUGGUUGAUCGGUCUGGCAGUAUGCGCUGUAAAAUGCACAGCGGUCCGGGGGCACAAUUGCGAAUUCACAGUGCAAGGGACACGCUGCUGCUGCUGCUGAAGAGCCUCCCCAUUGGCUGCUUCUUCAACAUCUACGGCUUUGGCUCCACCCAUGAUUCUUUCUUCCCGAAGAGUGUGGAGUACAGCCAGGAGUCAAUGGACCAGGCCCUUGAGAAAGUUGGGGUGAUGCAGGCAGACCUGGGGGGCACUGAGAUCCUCUCGCCCCUGAAGCACAUCUACAGCCAGCCCUGCCUUCCGGGGCACCCCAGACAGCUUUUCAUCUUCACCGACGGAGAAGUGUGGAAUACAAAGGAGGUUCUGGAUCUGGUGAAGAGAAAUGCCCUCUCUCACAGGUGUUUCUCGUUUGGGAUAGGAGAGGGAGCCAGCACUGCUCUGAUCAAGGGCAUGGCCAAGGAGGGAUCUGGCCACGCCCAGUUCAUCACCGGAACGGACAGACUACAGCCCAAAGUGAUGCAGUCUCUUCGCUUCGCUCUUCAGCCCGCAGUGAAGGACAUCGCUGUGAAGUGGAAUGUUCCACAGGGCGUGUCUGUCACCCCCCUGUCUCCCCCGAUGAAUGUGCUGUUCCAGGGUCAGAGGUCACUGCUGUACGCUGAGCUCACAGGGCAGUUUGCAGAGGCUGCAGAGGGCUCUGUCAGUGUGCAGUACCAUCUGGGGGAGCAGUCUGUACAGAACCAGCUCAGCUUCAGCGUUAAGCCUGGAGAGAAUACUGGGCUAACCAUCCACAGGCUGGGGGCUCGAACCCUCAUCCGCACCCUGGAGACAGAGCUGAGAACAGCAGAGCAGGAUGAGCAGGAGGGGCGUAGCAAAAAGGAGGUGGAGCGUUUGAGGAAGAGAGUGAUUGAGCUGAGUGUCCAAUCAGGAGUGAGCAGUGUCCUCACUGCUUUCGUUGCAGUGCAUGCUGGGAGCUCAGAGCCCGUAAAAGGGUCACUGGUGCGCCGACAUGUGCCCACACCUAGAGCAGGGAUUCUGAUGCGUUGUGGUGGUGGACCAGUGCCGAAUGUUUAUAGGUCUCUUGCAUGUGCAGGCCCCAUUAAUGCUGGAGGCCCACGUAAGGUUAAGAAGAAAGGGUUUUUCCGCUCUUUGAAGUUUAAAUGUGCCUCGGCUGGAGCACCCCCCCGUCCUACACGAAACUUUCAGAUGCUCAGCAUUAGCUGUGAUGACAGUGAGAUUGAACCUGUGAGCUUUACCUCUCAUGCUGACAUGGAAGUGCCGGAGCCCCCCCAGCCACCAAAGGAUGUUCUGCUCCAGUUGAUCUCCCUGCAGAAAGCCAGUGGAUCCUGGGAUCUGGUAGCGGAACUGGCCGAGGUGUUUGGAAAGACUGAGGAGGAGGUGGCAAAGCAGAAACCCUCCCAGGUAGACAGUGGUGUUUGGGCCACAGUUCUGGCACUGUUGUGGCUUCAUGGCUUCAGGCAGGAAGAUGAGGAUGAGUGGCAGCUGGUUGCGAUGAAGGCUGUUUCUUGGAUCCGAGCACAGAAGGGAGGCAGUGUGUCUCAGUGUGUCCAGGCAGGUAAUGCCCUGCUGGGUUGCCAGGUGCAGCAGGGGACCCUUGGGCUGUGAGAGUGAUAUCCCUCCUACUUUUCAGCCCCACCCCUUUCUGGGCCCCCAUAUGAGCCCAACCCCCUUGUUCCCUUGUUACAGUCAUUUGAUCCAGUGAGCAAAGUAAUGCCUCAUUCAUAACAUACCACUGUUAGCUGCUUAUAUUUUAACAAAGAGGAACGUUUGCAGCAUCAGCAAAAGGAAUGGUGGAGCUCAGGAGACACGUAGAGCUUGGAAGGCUAGUGGUACGAUGCUAACAGUGAGGUUAAUCUGUUGGGUUUGUGAUGUUUGUGCGUUUGCCGCUACUUUCUAAUUAAACUGACUUUCCAGAAAUACAA
Messenger RNA from Conger conger (European conger), 2954 nucleotides. RefSeq names its product von Willebrand factor A domain-containing protein 5A-like. NCBI's taxonomy places the organism in Eukaryota, Metazoa, Chordata, Actinopteri, Anguilliformes, Congridae. Bases 181 to 2637 code for a protein of 818 amino acids. The transcript is spliced from 19 exons. The record is from RefSeq and is a predicted model, not a curated record.